Molecule: messenger RNA, 14342 nt
Organism: Rattus norvegicus (Norway rat)
Lineage: Eukaryota; Metazoa; Chordata; Mammalia; Rodentia; Muridae
Gene: Kansl1l
Product: KAT8 regulatory NSL complex subunit 1-like
Cellular component (GO): H4 histone acetyltransferase complex; histone acetyltransferase complex
Source: RefSeq, a predicted model, not a curated record
GUCCCCCGAGCGCCCAGAGCUGCGGGCAGCGGGCGGACUGUUAAACCGCGGCGGCGGCGUCAGCCGGGGCGGGAGCGGGGCGCGCUCUGGAGACGAGUCGGCGGCGCCCCGGGUGGGGGGAGGCGGGCGGACAGCUAGAGAUCGCCUCGGCGGCCCCCACCACGGCCGGACCGAAGGUGCGGCGGCGGAGGGCAGCCAGGGCGCCCCAGCAGGCUUCCAGUAAUUAUCUCCAGGAUUCGCCAUGACCCCAGCUCUGAAGGAGGCAACAACAAAGGGUAUCUGCUUUUCAUCUUUGCCAAAUACCAUGGAAUCUGACAAGAUGCUGUGCAUGGAAAGUCCGAGAGCUGUAGAUGAAAAGCUUAAGGGAGGAGACACCUUCUCUCAGAUGCUGGGAUUUCCGACUCCUGAACCGACGCUAAAUACUAAUUUUGUGAAUUUAAAACAUUUUACCUCCCCUCAGGCUUCAAAACAUUUUCAGACAGUUCUUUUAAUGAGUUCUAAUUCAACACUAAAUAAGUAUAAUGAGAAUUAUAACCAAAAGAAAGUAAUGGAGUCCAACUGCUGCAAGCUGAAAAACGCCCUGUGUAAUGGCAGCAGCGUUCAGCUCAGUAAGAUCUGCCAUUCUCAUUCUGAGAAUGAGAUCAUCAAAAAGGAACUCUCAGAUACCACAAGCCAGUGCAUGAAAGAUAUACAAAUUGUUUUGGAUUCAAAUCUCACCAAAGACGCUAAUGUAGAUAAAGUACAUCUGCAAAACUGUAAAUGGUACCAAAAGAAUGCACUUUUGGAUAAAUUCACUGAUACUAAGAUUAAAAAGGGUUUAUUGCAAUGUACUCAAAAGAAAAUUGGACCUAGUCACUCAGAUGUGCCUGCUAGUUCCUCCGCUGCUGAGAAAGAGGAAGAAGUGAAUGCUCGUUUACUUCACUGUGUGAGUAAACAGAAAAGUUUACUUAGCCAGGCUAGAAGAACUCAGAAACACUUGCAGAUGCUCCUGGCGAAGCAUGUUGUUAAGCACUAUGGUCAACAGAUGAAAUUUUCUAUGAAACAUCAGCUGCCCACAAUGAAGAUCUUUCAUGAACCCACAACAGUCUUGAGUAAUAGUUUACUUGAACACACUGAAAUUAAGCCAGAAGUCAACAUCUUGGCUUCAGAGAAUAAGUUCUGGGAUGACACAAACAAUGGCUUUUCUCAAUGUACAGCUGCAGAAAUCCAAAGAUUUGCACUGUCUGCUACAGGGCUGUUGUCUCAUGUUGAAGAGGGUCUGGAUUCUGAUGCCACCGAUAGCAGCUCAGAUGACGAGUUGGAUGAAUAUACCAUUAGAAAAAAUGUGGCAGUCAACUCCAGUACUGAAUGGAAGUGGCUUAUAGACAGAGCGCAGGUUGGCAGCCGAUGGACUUGGCUUCAAGCUCAGAUUUCAGAGCUGGAAUACAAAAUCCAGCAGCUAACAGAUAUUCACAGGCAGAUUCGUGCCUCCAAGGGGAUAGUGAUCUUAGAAGAAUGUCAGCUUCCAAAAGACAUUUUGAAAAAACAAAUACAGUUUUCAAACCAAGCAGUUUCAUUAAACACUUCAGUGAAUUCUCAGGUUUCCCAGAGGAGUGAAGAGCCUUUACCAGAACAUGAUUUUGAGAUGUCACCAAGCAGCCCUACACUACUUCUUCGAAACAUAGAGAAACAGAGUGCACAGUUGACUGAGAUCAUUAACAGUUUGAUUGCCCCUCUCAACUUGUCUCCAACUUCAUCACCCCUCUCUUCUAAAUCCUGUAGCCACAAAUGUCUGGCUAAUGGCAUUUCCAGAAGUUUUAGAGGUUCACUGUCAGUUGGAGGCUGGCAAUGAGGCAACACACCAUGGCAAGCAUAUUUGGGAGAACAAAACAGCCUACUCAUCAGGAACCAGGAAACAAAAAGGAAGACAAAGAGUCUGGGUUCUCAAGAACCCUUCUUAAGGCCAUAUCUCUUGCGACUCAAGAACCCCUCUUACUUUUAGAGGUUCUAGCUCCCCCUGCUCCCUCAAUGCCAGCCUGUUUACCAGCAUGUAGACAGUGGGUAGACUCAGGAUGCAGACCAUGCCAGUACGCUUUGUACUUUCUUACAGAUAAUUGACAUAAUUGAAAAGUGUUGGGGGUAGGCUAUCGAUAUAUCUCAGUUGAUACAAUGUAGCCUGUUUGAGGUUCUAGGUUCCUUUCCCAGUGUGAGAUAAACUAACUGGAUGUAGAGGUCACAUUUGUUAUUGUAGCACUGAGCAAGUUGGGGCAGGAGGAUCAGGGUUAUGAUACUCCUCUGGGAUGUAGUAGACCUUGUAUCCAAAUUUAAAAGAGAGAGAGAGAGAGAGAGAGAGAGAGAGAGAGAGAGAGAGAGAGAGAGAGAGAGAGAGAGAGAGAGAGAGAGAGAUAUUGAGAGAUUGAGAGGUUGAGAUUAUUUUAAUUCUGAAAUAGUCACAUCAGUAUCCUGUGGCUCUCAUGCCUACCUCCUUCAAUUUUGCUUCCCAUCUAGUUUGCCUCUGGAUUAGAGCAUACAAAAAGUGGUACUGGAGAGAUGGCUCAGCAGUUACCAGAGCUUGCUGGCCUACCAUGGGGAUUAGGUUUCCUGAUUCUAACACCCAUGUGGAGUAGCUCAUAAAUGCCUGUGACUCAUAUACUUGAGAUCCUUUUCUUCCCUCCGUAAGCAUUCAAACACAUAUGUAUACACACAUAUACAUACUUCAAAAGAAAAAUCUCAAAGAAAAUGAGAAAUUCAAAGCAGAAGAAAUAUCUAUACCAUAGUAAGAAAUUCUAAAGAAAGAGAAUGCUUCUCAAAUGUGAGUAAGCAAGCUGGGCUGCAGACCUUGAAACCUCUUUUGGUUCAUGGAGGCCUUCUGUGAGUUUUAGCUGCAUUCUCUGUAGCUGAAGUUAUAUAAGGAAUCUCACAAGUAAAGUAUUCCAGUCACCUAAAAGUCUACUCAUUCUAGCUUUACAUCACAUAUCAUAAUUUUGCAUAUUAUGGAAGAAUUUUAAAAGUUUAGCCAUUCUUUAGGAUAAUUUUUGGGGGUCAAAUAAAGCUUACUAUUUAUGAUAUAUUUUAAAACACUUUAGAUCACUUUUAUAUGUACUUGAUGACCUUUUCUCAUGUUGUCUUCAAAUUCACUGUUGCUUUCUGGGGACGGUAUCUGUACAUUUGUUACUCAUUGAUUCCUAACUCAUUUAUUUAAGGGCAUCAUCUGAGAGUAGCAUAAUUGUAAUUAUUGUUUUUACCUUUAAUCAUGGCACUAAGAACCAAAUAAGUAUGAUUAAGUCUCCAAAAAAAAUUGGAGCAUUACAUUCUGUCAAUGAGGUGGUUAUACAUUUUUAGAACUGUUAUUCUGAAAUGAACAUACGAUGCUCUAAAGAGAUCCUUGGAUAUUAUCUCUGAGAACAUAAAUUUCUAUCUGAAAUAAGGUCCAAAUUUUGUAGUUUAUUUUUUAUCUUAAUGAGUUCCAUAAUGGGGUAUGAAAUUAAAUCCUAGUGAAUUAUUGCCAUACUGUUUAUUUUCACUAAUGGUAAUUAUCUCAUGUAAAUUCAACCAUUCCUUCUAAUUGUGUGUCAUAAUUUAAAAGCCAAGGUCUGUUGUCAAAACAAUCACAAUAUAAAGUAAUAAUUUUACCAUAGGAAUGUUUUCAGUAGUCGUUUCUCAAUUAUAAGAGUGUUGUUUGAUAGCAGUGUUUCCUGAGUCAGUGCUUUCUAUAGAACGCUGAUGGAUAACAGUAAUCACAUUAGUGAGAUGUAUGAUGCCAGUGGGGAAAUAACCCUUCCCUGCUGUGUUCUUAGAGAGUAGUGCCAGUAGGAGUUAUCUUCAUUUGUAAAAUGGCUUCUUUUCCUUUUCAUUUCUAAUGAUGUAAGUGUAAAACAUAACUUUAUCCAGGGGAAAUUACUGGUAUACUAUUAAAAUUAUGUCUAGAAAUUAUGUAAUUAUAUGAGAAUAGUUUUGUUUUACACCAUUAAUUGGCAAAAUGAGAAUAAAAAAUUAUUAUACAGUGAUUUCCUAGAAAAAUAUUUGAGGAAUAUACAGUAAAAUGUUAAUGAAAACAAUACUUCAUCUUAGAAGGCAAGGUUUGAAAUGUCUUUUUUUUUUUUGUGGUGGUACAUGUGGGUACCCAUGUGUCCAUGUGGCCAGGAUGUCUAUAGAUGUCAGAGGACAACUCGGGUUGGCUUUCUGGUACCUCCCACCUUUUGAGAAAGGAAUCUUUACUAGGUUGACCUAGUUUGCAAGGACAGGCCUGUGUUCUGUUGUCAUGCUAUUGCUGGGCUUAUAGCAUGUUACACCAAACUCCUCACAAGGUUUCUGAGCAAUACAAACUCUUACUCUAAUGCUUGUGAAGCUGGCUCCCUAUUUCCUUAAUCCCCCCUUUUCUUUGUGUGUAUAUUUCCAAAUAUUCUUUAAGAUAGAAAACCCUAGUUUUUUCUGAGCACAGAUAAGAAAUAAUGUUUGUCUGGCAAUCACUGGCUUUCUACUCUGAGUAUUUGUUUUGUUGUCAUGCUUUUAAGAUGUCCUUUUUUUUUUUUCAUCUUUAUUAACUUGAGUAUUUCUUAUUUACAUUUCAAUUGUUAGUCCCCUUCCCGGUUUCCAGGCCAACAUCCCCCAACCCCUCCCCCUCCCAUUCUCUGUGGGUGUUCCCCUCCCCAUCCUCCCCCCAUUACCGCCCUCCCCCCAAGAAUCACGUUCGCUGGGGGUUCAGUCUUGGCAGGACCAAGGGCUUCCCCUUCCACUGGUGCUCUUACUAGGCUAUUCAUUGCUACAUAUGCAGUUUUUCUUUUUAAUUAUCUUUAAUCUUUUUUUUUUAUAGUCCAGUUGCUAUCCUCCUCCUGGUCUGCCCUCCUACAGUUCCUCAGCCCAUUUUUCCUUCCCCAUCUCCAAGAGAAUGUCCCCACCCCCCACUCUCCUACUCCCUAUCCCACCCAGCCAGGUCUCUCUACUACCUGGGGCCACAAGUCUCUCUAGGAUUAAGUGCAUCUUUUCUUGAUGAGGCCAAACCAGGCAAUCCUCUGCUGUAUAUGUGUUGGGGGGGGCGGGAGGCGGGAGAGGCGGGGGAGCUUGUACCAGCUAGUAUAUGCUGCCUGGUUGGUGACACAGUGUCUGAGAUAUCCCAGCAGUCCUGGUUAGUUGAGACUGCUGGUCUUCUUAGGGGGUUAACCUCCUCCAGCAUUUCCCUAAUUCAGCCACAGGGGUCCCUAAGAUUUCAGUCCAUUGAUUGGGUGUAAUUAAUUGCUUCUGUCUCCAUCAGCUGCUUAUUGGGCUUCUCUGCAGCUGUGCUAGGCUCCUGUCUGUAAGCACACCAUAGUAUCAGUAGUGACAGGCCUUGUAGCCUCCUCUUGAGAUGGAGCCCAAUUUGGGCCAGUCAUUGGACCUCCUUUCCCUCAGUGUCCUCCAUUUUUAUCCCUGCAGUUCUUUUAGACAGGAACAAUUCUGGAUCACAGUUUUUGACUUCACCUGAUGCCCAGUCUUUCUACUGGAGGUAGAGUCCACAAGUUCCCUCUCCCCACUGUUGGGUAUUACAUCUAAGGUCCCUCCCUUGAGUCCUCAGAGUUUCUCACCUACCAGGUCACUGAUACAUCCUAAAGGGUUGCAUAUUUCCAUUCUGCUGGCCCUCAGGGCUUCACUCCUGUUCCCCCUCCAAUACCUGAUCUUGUUCUUUUCUCCUCUCCCUUUCCUUCCCAGCCAGGUCCUUCUCUCCCUCUGAUCCCUCAUGAUGGCUUUCUUGAAUGGACCUUGAAUUCCUGAUCUUUCCAAGACUUUUAACAUGAAGGGGUGCUGAAUUUUGUCAAAUGUUUUCUCAGUGUCUAAUGAGAUGAUCAUAUGUUUUUUUUUUUUUUUUUGAGUUUAGUUAUGUAGUGGAUUACAUUGAUAGAUUUCUGUAUAUUGAACCAUCCCUGCAUUCCUGGAAUGAAGCCUACUUGAUCAUGAUGGAUGAUCAUUUUGAUGUGUUCUUGGAUUUGGUUUGAGAGAAUUUUACUGAGUACUUUUGCAUUGAUAUUCAUAAGGGAAAUUGGUCUCAAGUUCUCUUUCUUUGUUGGGUCUUUAUGUGGUUUAGGUAUAAGUGUAAUUGUGGCUAGAUGAAUUGGGUAGUGUUCCUUCUGUUUCUAUUUUGUGGAAUGGUUUGGACAGUAUUGGUUAUGAGGUCUUCUAUGAAGGUAGGAUAGAAUUCUGCAUUAAACCCUUCUGGUCCUGGGCUUUUUUUGGUCAGGAAACUUUCAAUAACUGCUUCUAUUUCUUUAGGAGUUAUGGGACUAUUUAGAUGUUGUAUCAGCUACUGAUUUAAAUUUGGUACCUGGUAUCUGUCUAGAAAAUUGUCCAUUUCCUCCAGAUUUUCCAGUUUUGUUGAAUAUAGGCUUUUGUAGUAGGAUCUUAGGAUUUUUUGAAUUUCUUCAGAUUCUGUUGUUAUGUCUCCCUUUUCAUUUCUGAUUUUGUUGAUUUGGAUCCUGUCUCUGUUAGUCUGGCUAAGAGUUUAUUUAUCUUUUUGAUUUUCUCAAAGAACCAGCUCCUGGUUUUGUAUAGUUCUUUUUGUUUCCACUUGGUUGAUUUCAGCCUGAGUUUGAUUAUUUCCUGCCUUCUACUCCUCUUGGGUGAAUUUGCUUCUUUUUGUUCUAGAGCUUUUAAGUGUGCUGUCAAGCUGCUAAUGUAUGGUCUCUCUUGUUUCUUUUUGGAGCCACUGAGAGCUUUGAGUUUUCCACUUAGUACUGCAUUCAUCGUGUCCCAUAAAUUUGGGUAUGUUGUGCCUUCAUUUUCAUUAAAUUCUAAAACAUAUUUAAUUUAUUUCUUCCUUGACCAAAUUAUCAUUGAGUGAUGUUCAACUUCCAUGUGUAUGUCGGCUUUCUGUUGUUUUUGUUGUUAUUGAAGACCAGCCUUAGUCUAUGGUGAUCUGAUAUGAUGCAUGGGAUUAUUUCUAUCUUCUUGUAUCUGUUGAGGCCUGUUUUAUGACAGAUUGUAUGGUCAGUUUUGGAGAAGGUACCAUGAGGUGCUAAGAAGAAGGUAUAUUCUUUUGUUUUAGGAUGAAAUGUUUUAUAGCUAUCUGUUAAAUCCAUUUGAUUCAUAGCUUGUUUGUUUCUCUGUGUUUCUUUUUCCCUGUUUCUGUUUCCCUAAUUUGUCCAUUGAUGAGAGUGGGGUGUUGAAGUCUCCUUGUAUUAUUGUGUGAGUUGCAAUUUGUGGCUUGAGUUAAACUGUAUUAAAGUAAGGUUUCUUUUAUGAAUGUGGGUGCCCUUACAUUUGGAACAUAGAUAUUCAGGAGUGAGAGUUCAUCUUGGUGGAUUUUUCCAUUGAUGAAUAUGAAGUGUCCUUCCUUAUCUUUUCUGAAAACUUUUGGUUGAAAGUCAAAUUUAUUCAAUAUUAGAAUAGCUACUCUAUCUUGUUUCUUGGGACCAUUUGCUUAGAAAAUUGUUUUCCAGCCUUUUACUUUGAGGUAGUGUCUGCUUUGACCCUGAAGUGUGUUUCCUGUAUGCAGCAAAAUGCUGGGUCCUCUUUACUUACCCAUUCUGUUAGUCUAUGUCUUUUUAUUGGGGAAUUGAGUCUCCAAUUGAUUUCAAGAGAUAUUAAGGAAUAAUGAUUGUUGUUUCCUGCUAUUUUUGUUAUUAGAGGUAGAAUUAUGUUUGUGUGGCUCUCUUAUUUUCUCCCAAGAUGAUUACUUUCUUGCUUUUUCCCUCCUUGUGUUGGAAUUUCCAGCUAUUAUCCUUUGUAGGGCUGGAUUGUGGAAAGAUACUGUGUAAAUUUGUUUUUUUCAUGGUGUAUCUUGGUUUCUCUAUCUGUGGUAAUUGAGUUUUCCUGGAUAUAAUAACCUAGGCUGGCAUUUGUGUCCUCUUAGGGUCUAUAUGACAUCUGCCCAGGAUCUUCUGGCUUUCAUAGUCUCUGGUGAGAAGUCUGGUGUAAUUCUGAGAGGUCUGCCUUUAUAUGUUACUUGACCUUUUUCCCUUAGUGCUUUUAAUUUUUAAUUUUUUUUUUUGCUUUGUGCAUUUGUUGUUUUGACUAUUAUGUGUUGGGAGAAAUUUCUUUUCUGGUCCAAUCUAUUUGGAGUUCUCUAGGCUUCUUGUAUGUUCAUUGGCAUCUCUUUCUUUAGGUUGGGGAUAUUUUCUUCUAUAAUUUUGUCAAAGAUAUUACUGGCCCUGUAAGUUGGGAAUCUUCCCUCUCAUCUAUACCUAUUAUCCUUAGGUUUGAUCUUCUCAUUGUGUCCUGGGUUCCUGGGUAUUUUGUGUUAGGAGCUUUUUGUCUUGUAAAUUUCUUUGAUUGUUGUAUCCAUGUUUUCUAUGGUAUCUUCUGCCCCUGAGAUUCUCUCUUCUACAUCUUGUAUUCUGUUGGUGGUGCUUGCAUCUAUGACUCCUGAUCUCUUUCCUAAGUUUUCUAUCUCCAGGGUUGUCUGCCUUUGUGAUUUCUUUAUUGUUUCUAUUUCCAUUUUAUCCUUUACCUGUUUGGUUGUGUUUUCCUGUAAUUCUUUAAGGGAUUUUUGUAUAUCCUCUUUAAGGGUCCUAUGUUGUCCUGUAUUUCUUUAAGGGCAUUAUUUAUUUCCUUUUUAAAGUCCUCUAUCAUCAUCAUGAGAUGUGAUUUUAAAUCCAUUUGUUGCUUUUCCAUUGUGUUUUGAUAUCCAGUAUUUUCUUUGUUGGGAGAACUGGGCUCUUAUGAUGCCAAGUAGUCUUGGUUUCUGUUGCUUAGCUUCUUGUCCUUGCUCCUCGCCUUCUGAUUGUCUCUGCUGUUAGCUGGCCUUGCUGUCUCUGACAGUUGCUUUACCGUCCUGUAAAGCCUGUGUGUCAGCACUCCUGAAGACCAGCUUUCUUCUAGCAGGAUCUGGUACAGAGAGCUGUGUCACCAGGGUUAGCUUUGGGCACAGGCAGAAACCAGAAGGAUCCUGUUCCAGACUGUUCCUCGGUUGGUUCCUGUGUCUAGAGGUCUCCAGGUGGUUCUUCUGCUCUCAGGUGUGUCAGCGCUCCUGGUGACUGGCUUUCAGCUUUGGAUGCAUGCAGAGACAUGUUGGUUCCUGUGUCUGGAGGUCUCCAGGCGGGUUCCUCUUGGGCUAGGGAUGUGAGCAGCAGUGGUGGUCUCCCCUGAGCUAUCAGGAUUGUCCACACUAAUGAAAGUCCAGCUUCCUUCCCCAUGGGAUUUGGGUACAGAGAGCUGUGGGCUCCAGGAACAGGCAGAAAUCAGAAGGCAAUGUCCUUGUUCUUAAUAGCUGAGUAAUAUUUCAUUGUAUAAAUGAACCACAUUUUCUGUAUCCAUUCUUCCAUUGUGGGACAUUUGGGUUGUUUCCAGAUAUGGCUAUCACACAUAAGGCUACUAUGGAAAUAGUGGAGCACGUGCCCCCGUGGCAUGGUGGGGUAUCUUUUGGGUAUAUGACUAAGAGUAGUAUAUCUGGGUGUUUGGAUAGAUCUUUUUCCAGUUUUCUGAAGAACCUCCAGACUGAUUUCCAGAGUGGUUGUACCAGUUUGCAAGCCCACCAGCAAUGAAGAAUUGUUCCUUUCUCCACAUACUCACCAGCAUGUAUUGUCACCUGAGUUUUUUAUCUUAGUCAUUCUGACUGGUGUAAGGUAGAAUCUCAGAGUUUUUUUUUUUUUAUUUGCAUUUCCCUGAUUAUUAAGGACUUUGAACAUUUCUUUAAGUGCUUCUCAGCCAUUUGAGAGUACUCUGUUGUGAAUUCUACACUCAUUUUUCUUUGACUGGGCUGUUUUGGUUUUUUUAAGGUUAGCUUCUUGAGUUCUUUAUAUAUUUUGGGUAUUAGCCCUCUUUCAGAUGUGGGGUUCAUGAAGAUUUUUCUCAACCUGUAGGUUGCUGAUUUGUCCUAUUGACUAUUAUGUCCUUUGCCUUACAGAAGCUUUUCAGUUUCAUGAGGUCCCAUUUAUCAAUUUUUGAUCUUAGACCCUGAGCCAUUGGAGUUGUUUAGGAAAUUUCUCCCUCCCCAUGCCAAUGAAUUCAAGGCUCUUUUCUACUUUCUCUUCUAUUACAUUCAGUGUAUAAAGCUCAAGUCCAAGUGGUUUAAGACAUACUCUUUAGGCAAGCAAUGUAGUGCAUGCCUGUUGUUCCUCACCAUGGGGAAUAGUAAGUUUGAGGCCAGCUUUGGUUUAUAUAGUAAAAGCUUUUCUCACAAACAACUACAAAAAGAAAUAAAAGGUCUCAUUUGAAGGUAAUAUUCAGGGAGAAAUAACUAUAAUAAUCUGUUUCUUUUUUUCUCCAUGGAACAUAGAAAUCCACCUAUUUCUAGAAUUAAUUAUCUCAAUGUUUUGCUAACUCUGCUAAAUUAUUUCUGACAUGAUUGUUCACUCCAGAAAUAUUUUAGGUGGAGACUGCUAUUUUAACACUAAACAGUUUUGAAUAUUUCUGUGAUACUCUUUAUUAUAUUUUGGUACCUUGUUCUUGAGUUUCUGAACCUUCUAACUCUACUUCUCAAAUACACAGCAUAAUUUAUUAUUGUCAUGAAGUUCCUAGUCACAUUCAACUUUUCAUUCUUAAGAUAAUCUGGUUUUUUAAAAUUUAUUCAUUUUUAUUUUUACACACAAGAUUUUAUUUCCUUCCUGGUCCACCCUCUGACUAUUCCACAUUCCAUACCUCUUCUCAGAUCCCCCUAAUCUCCCCGAGGAUAUCCCUACCCCACCUCCACCGCCAGACCUCUAAAUUCCCUGGGGCCUCCAGUCUCUUGAAGGUUAGAUGCAUCUUUUGCUGUAGUAUGUAUUGGGGGCCUCAUAUCAGCUGGCGUAUGCUGUGUCUGGUUGGUGAUCCAGUGUCUGAGAGAUCUCAGGGUCCAAGUUAAUUGAGAGUGCUCGUCCUCUUAUAGGGUUGCCCUCUUCGUCAGCUUCCUCCAGCUAAAUAGCUUUUUACUGAUUUGUGAGUUUGAUAUCAUGCACCCCAGUGCUAUUCAUCUCUGUUCCCUCAUAUCUUCCCUCUGCCCUUGUAACCUCCUCCCCCAAGUAAAAACAACACACACAAAACAACACAAAGUAUUGAAAACAUCUUGUGGAAGCUGUAGUAUUACAGCGUGUCCCACAGAAUCUCCCUCUAUCUAAACAUCUGCACUUUCAAAUGUUGUUUGUAAUGAGACGCUGGUCCAGUUCUAGGUGUCUGGCUCUUGCCCUGCUGCAGAUAAGUGAGAGCAGGAACAUUAGCCAGCUCAGCUACCGGCCAGGCUAGGACUGAGUUUGCCCACCCUAAAGUCUACAUCAUGUGUAAACUGUUGUGGCACAUGAAAGGACUAGUCCUGUAGAUCCACACUGCAGGAUCUCCAUGACACUGGGCAACAGCAGUAUAACUGGGAGGAGUCCUGGUGAGGAGCCACUAUUAAGUUAAUCUUUUCAUGAUUAAUUUCUCAGGAUAGUUAAGUCUCCUAAGUCGUUUUUUCUCAGUAGCCAUGUUUAAAAAUGUUUGAAACCAUAAUACAAAAUUAAAAGAGGGAGAGUUUAUUUAUUUUGUAUUGUGUCUUACACGUGUUGUAACUGAUAAACAUCCUAGGCUCUUCCUCUUCCCCCUUUUCAUUUUUUUAAGACGGGUUUCUCUGUGUAGUUUUGGCUGGCUAUCCUGGAACUCACUCUGGAGACCAGGUUGGCCUUGAACUCAGAGAGUCUGCCUCUACCUCCCAAGUGUGAAUACCACUACGUUUUUUUUUUUUUUGUUUUUUUUUUUUUUUUGUUUUUUUUUUUUUUACUUUUUAAACUUCUGGAACUAGAUCAAGUGUUUGAUAGUCUUGACAUCUCAAUUAUUUAACUAAAAAGCCACUUAUUGGGCUUUAUACUUAAAAAUAAUUGUCUGUACUUUUUAUAUUUUAAUGUAGGGUCUUAUUAAGUUGUCUAGGCUGGUCUUUUGCUUAUUCUAUAUUCCAGGCAGGCCUAAACUUAUAGUUCAGUUCAUUGCCGAGGCUUCUUGAGUACCUAGCAUUACUAACCUGUGUCAUUUGAGACUGGCAAAAGAAUGUAGGUGACAGUUUUUCUGUUAUUACUAAUUGCUAUGGAUAUCACUGAAAUAUUUGUAUUAGUUACCAUUUUCCCUUUUUAAUUCUUGUUUUUGUUUCCAUUGAUAUAGACUAUCCAGGUUUCUUUGUAACUUUUGUUUUCCGAUUACUUGUACAAGCAUUCUUGAUUUUUUUGUUUCACUCACUCUAGAAGAAUAUUUUUAUGGUAGUUGUAAUAUGAUUCAAAAGCAAUAAUGCUGUUGUAGAAAACAGUAUCUUUUGUGUAGGUAUGUGUGUGAGUAUGAAUGUAUUGGGGUAUGAUAUACGUUCUUGUUUUAUGUUCCUGCAUGUAGUGUUGGGUGUCUUCCUCAAGCACUUCUCACGAACCUGAAGUGAAUCCAUUCUGCUGAGUUCUAGGUUCCAUCUAAUCCUGUCCCCAGCCUCACUGUUGAGGCUAUGCAUAAAACACAGUAGCACAGUACUGCUGUGCUUGGGUUUUACAACGGCUCUAGGGACCCAAACUCAGGUUCUUGUGCUUCCACAACAGGUUCUAGCUCACAGAAGAACCACAUGCCAAACAGCAUUAUUAGAACUUAUAUAUCAACUGCUAACAUCACAUAUAGUUAUUUCAUAGUAUUGUUAUUUCCAAGUGGAGGUUAUGGAUAUAUCAAAGAUAAAAGGACCAUGGAGACCUGUACUCAAUGUUUCCAGGUGCUUAUCACCAUUAAAGAAAUAGUAAGGAAUUUGGAGCAAAUUUGUUACAAGGCUGAGUUGCAUGGUAAAGCAGUAAUAGCUGGCGUCUCAGGAAGUAUAUCUCGGGGCUAAGAGCACUGACUGCUCUUCAGAGGUCCUGAGUUCAAUUCCCAGCAACCACAUGGUGGCUCACAACCAUCUGUAAUGGAUCUGAUAUCCUCUUCCAAUGUGUCUGAAGACAGCUACAGUGUACCCCAUAUAUAAAAUAAAUAAAUCUUUAAGAAGUAUAUCUCAUAUCUCCAAUAGCUCCUCCUAUGCCAAAACUUAAAAUGAACGGAGGAGUCUUAGUGAGUUAGGGUAGAGGAAAGAAAGGAAUCCAAGGAAGUUGUAUGUGCAUGUGUAUCCUGGAGUAGGGUUAACCCAGCUUUUCUGUCCUUUAUGUGGUUCUUUAGAUGUAGUAUUAUGUCAGAUAUGUGAUAGAAGCAAGCCAAUUUGCAAGGCUAAUGAUAUGGAGAUGCAAUUAUAAGGAAGCAAAGGACAGUUUGCAGUUGUCCCAGCAGUUGUUGAAUGGUCAGCUAAUGCUCUGCCAUAACCCACUACAACUGUAUCACCCUUUAUUUACCCAGUAGGCAGUUCGCCACUUUAUUCAGUCUACCUAGCCCAUCUCCAACUCGCUUGUUAAUGUUAGACUGUUAAGUCACCUGUGUUGAUCUGCAUACAUUGAAAUUGGAACAUGUUGUAUGUGAAAAGCUUACUUUAUAUUAGUACAUAAAUAUAUUACUAUAUAUUCCAUAUUACGAUAUUAUUAUAAUAUAUAGUAUGCAAUAUAAGUGAAGUUAAAUGUGUCAACAUAAAACUGCACUCCAAAAUUCCUAAUACCUUUAAACAGAUUCAGGUUGCCCUGAAUGAUAUAUUCCACUGUGGAAACACUUUCAAAAACUUUUAUAAACAAACUCCUACAUCAAAGAACCUCUACCAUGUACAGGAUUGGAGAUUCUGGUAGGCCAGUCACAGCAACGUAAGGGUGGCUGCUGCAUGUUUUCAGGUGCUGUCCCUUGACCUUUUUUUUUUUUUUUGCAUUGGUAGACCCCUGUAGUCUGGCAAAAACUUAGUUAUUAAUAUAUUCCAGAAGUUUUUUUUUUUUUACUGCUAUUCAAAUCAAACCAGAUCAGAUUUAGAGAUGGGUAACAAAUGGCCGUUAAGGGACUAAAGAUACACCACCAUAAUUUUCUCUUGAUCUUUAACAUUCCAACAUAAUUAUGAAGUUGUAACCUGUCAGUCAGUUUGUAAAAUCUCCAGAAACUUCAGUUCACAAAACCUUAAAUAUAGUGUUAAAAUUCAUAUAAAGUGUAAUUAUGAAACUAUUUUCCAUGUAUAGCUUCUUUCACUUUACAGUUGUUAUGUCUGUAUGUAAACUGUAAUAGCAUAAGCUGUAUGUGAACUCACUGAGACUUGGUGUGUGGAAAACGUACUUAUUUAGAUGCAAGGAUGAGUCCUUGGUACUUUUAAGCCUUUGUUUUUGAUGUACUUCUCCCACAUGCAAAAAGAAAUUGGCAUAAAUUGUUAAAACUGUGUUGGAUGUGAAUUAUUGAUUUAUAAGGAUCAUUGAUUUUAUACUAAGCAAAGUUUUAGUUUUGAAGAUGUAUAUUUUGCAGCAGAAAAUUCAAAUUAUUUCUAUAUUUUUACUAUGUAAUUAUCCAUUAAUGUCAAUUAUUUUAACUAUUGUUAUCGUAAAAUUGGCUAAAACUGAACCCUCUUGUAUCAUAAUAAACCAUAAAAUUUACAUUUA